Messenger RNA from Phalaenopsis equestris, 2545 nucleotides. Its product is annotated as homeobox-leucine zipper protein HOX32-like. Lineage: Eukaryota; Viridiplantae; Streptophyta; Magnoliopsida; Asparagales; Orchidaceae. Gene Ontology annotation, molecular function: DNA binding; lipid binding; DNA-binding transcription factor activity. The transcript is spliced from 15 exons. The record is from RefSeq and is a predicted model, not a curated record.
AGGUUCUGCGCUCUGUCUCCCUUUCUAUCUCUCUCUCUCUCCACUGUGUUUCCCUUUUCCUUAUUUUAUUUUACGCAUUGGCUGGCCUGGCGCCUGGCUUGGAGCGCUAAAGCUUUCUCCUUUCUCUUGGAAAAUGAGCGAUUGGGAGAUGAGAUGAGAUGAGAUGAGCCAAUUAGGGUUAGGGUUGGUUUGCUAACUUUCGUUUCUUGCUUGGGUCUUCUUCCUCGUAUUCUUCUGCGCUGGUCUGAUGCGGGAGGGAUUAAGAGUGCUGGCUUAGUGGAAAGAGGGAUUUUUGAGCUUUUCUGGCUUGUUUGCGCUCAUCUUUUGGGUAAAGAUUGGGGCUUUGGAUAAGAUGGCGACGAUGGGGAAAGAUGGGAAAUCUCAGCAGCUGGAGCUGCAGCAGAUUGAUGCGGGGAAGUAUGUAAGGUACACGCCGGAGCAGGUGGAGGCGCUUGAGAGGGUUUAUAUGGAGUGUCCUAAGCCGAGCUCAUUGAGGAGGCAGCAGCUCAUAAGGGAGUGUCCUAUACUCUCCAACAUCGAGCCCAAGCAGAUCAAGGUCUGGUUUCAGAAUCGCAGGUGCCGUGAGAAGCAGAGAAAAGAGGCGUCUCGUCUCCAAACCGUCAAUCGAAAGCUAACUGCUAUGAACAAGCUCCUGAUGGAGGAGAAUGACCGCUUGCAAAAGCAGGUGUCACACUUAGUUUAUGAGAAUGGAUACAUGCGUCAACAGCUUCAUAUUGCAUCUGCGGCAACUACAGACAAUAGCUGCGAAUCUGUAGUGACUAGUGGUCAACACCAACAGCAGCACAAUGCCAAAUUGCAGCACUUCCAAAGGGAUGCUAACAACCCAGCAGGUCUACUCGCCAUAGCUGAGGAGACCCUGUCAGAGUUCCUCUCAAAGGCCACUGGAACUUCUGUUGAAUGGGUUCAGCUUGUUGGAAUGAAGCCUGGUCCGGAUUCCAUUGGAAUCGUUGCUGUUUCGCACAAUUGCAGUGGUGUGGCAGCACGAGCUUGCGGUCUUGUGAGCUUAGAGCCCACAAAGGUUGCAGAGAUUCUCAAAGCUCGUCAAUCUUGGUAUCGCGAUUGCCGGUGCCUAAAUAUUGCAACUGUAAUCCCUGCCGGAAAUGGAGGGAAUAUUGAGCUUAUAUAUAUGCAGACCUAUGCACCUACAACCCUAGCAGCAGCUCGGGACUUUUGGAACCUUAGAUACACCACAGGGCUUGAAGAUGGGAGUCUUGUGAUCUGUGAGAGGUCAUUGACCUCUUCAACUGGUGGCCCUCUCGGGCCACCUGCUCCGAACUUUGUUAGGGCUGAAAUGCUUCCGAGUGGGUAUCUUAUUAGACCAUGCGAUGGCGGGGGCUCAAUGAUUCAUAUUGUUGAUCAUGUUGAUUUGGAUGCGAGGAGUGUGCCUGAGGUUCUAAGGCCAUUGUAUGAAUCGCCAAAGAUUGUGGCAUAUAAGAUGACCAUUGCUGCAUUGCGUCAUUUGAGGCAGAUCGCGCAUGAGAUGAGUGGGGAAGUUGUUUAUAGCGGCGGUCGUCAACCUGCUGUCUUACGGACUUUUAGUCAGAGGUUGAGCAGAGGCUUUAAUGAUGCUAUUAAUGGAUUCAUGGAUGAUGGCUGGUCCUUGAUGAGUAGUGAUGGCGGGGAUGAUGUGACCAUUACUAUCAAUUCUUCCCCAAGUAAACUUUUGGGUUCUGUUAAUUCAUCCCCAUCUUUUGCCUUUGGUGGUGGUAUUCUAUGUGCAAAGGCUUCCAUGUUGCUCCAGAAUGUUCCACCCGCCUUACUGGUUCGUUUUCUGAGGGAACACCGCUCUGAGUGGGCAGACUUUGGAGCCGAUGCAUAUUCUACCGCAACACUGAGAGCCAGCUCCUAUCCCAUCCUAGGUGUGAGAGCUGGUGGAAGCUUUCAUGGCGGUCAGGUUAUUCUGCCUCUUGCACAAACUGUGGAAAAUGAAGAGUUCUUGGAGGUUAUAAGACUGGAAGGCCAUGGUUUUAGCCAGGAUGAUGUAGCUAGGGACAUGUAUCUAUUGCAGCUAUGCAGUGGAGUUGAUGAGAAUGCUGUUGGAGCAUGUUCUCAGCUUGUGUUUGCACCAAUUGAUGAAUCUUUUGCCGAUGACGCCCCUUUACUUCCCUCGGGGUUUCGCGUGACCCUGCUCGAAUCUAAAACAGAGGCGAAUGUGGCUGCUCGAACACUCGACCUUGCAUCUGCACUAGAAGUUGGUUCAGGCGGCGCAACACGUCCAUCUCUUGAGGCUGCCUCAAACAUGUCUAACCUGAGAUCAGUCUUGACAAUAGCGUUUCAGUUCACAUAUGAGAAUCAUUUCCGUGAAAAUAUGGCAGCAAUGGCUCGACAAUAUGUGCGCAGCAUUGUGACUUCAGUGCAGAGGGUUGCCAUGGCCAUCUCUCCUUCUCGUGCUGGUUCUCUCGGGGCAAAACAUUUGACUGGAUCCCCCGAGGGCCUCACUUUGGCACGUUGGAUUUCUCGCAGCUACAAGUAAGGAUUUUUAUUUUAUUUUAUUUUAUUUUAUUUUUUGCAUGAUGAAGCAUGA